Impatiens glandulifera is the source of this 1465-nucleotide messenger RNA. Its product is annotated as ATPase GET3B-like. The record is from RefSeq and is a predicted model, not a curated record. Gene Ontology annotation, molecular function: ATP hydrolysis activity; ATP binding. Gene Ontology annotation, cellular component: GET complex. NCBI's taxonomy places the organism in Eukaryota, Viridiplantae, Streptophyta, Magnoliopsida, Ericales, Balsaminaceae. Bases 86 to 1258 code for a protein of 390 amino acids. The transcript has 11 exons. Gene Ontology annotation, biological process: post-translational protein targeting to endoplasmic reticulum membrane.
CUCGGUUAGCUUUCCCUCCACUUUCUUCUCUCUCUCUCUCCAGCAAAACGCAGGUCCUCUCAAAGAGCUUAAUUUCCAUUCGUCAAUGGCGGCCACCAUUCUCCGUCGCAUUCACACUUCCAACGGCUAUUGCUCGCUCAGAAGGAUCACCGGAAGCUUCGGUUCUCGUUCGGAUCAACUCGUCAAUGUAAAUUCGUAUACAUACUCCUUUCAAGUGCGUUCGAUAGCUACGGCUGUAGGAGCAGUUGCGAAAUUUGAAUCGAUGAUUGCUACGAAUGAACGUAAGUAUUACAUGUUGGGUGGCAAAGGAGGUGUUGGAAAAACUAGCUGUGCAGCAAGCCUUGCUGUUAGAUUUGCAAAUCAUGGACAUCCUACCAUUGUGGUUUCCACUGAUCCUGCUCAUUCAUUGAGUGAUUCUUUCGACCAGAAUUUAACAGGAGGGGCGCUUGUUCAUGUACAAGGAACGGAAUCUCCACUAUAUGCACUUGAGAUAAAUCCGGAGAAAGCAAAGGAAGAAUUGAUGUCUGCAGCCCAAAGACAAGGUGGUAUCAAGAACAUGAUGGACGGGAUGGGACUUGGAGCACUUGCCGAACAGCUGGAAGAACUGAAAAUAGGAGAGCUGUUGGACAAUCCUCCGCCUGGUAUGGAUGAAGCUAUUGCAAUCUCCAAGGUUAUGAACAUCCUUGAGUUACCAGAAUAUAGCACGUUCACACGCAUCAUUCUGGACACAGCACCAACAGGGCAUACACUAAGACUUUUAGCAUUGCCUGACUUCAUGGAUGCAUCUAUUGGCAAGAUGAUGAAGCUAAAGAAAACUAUAUCUUCAGCGAAAAAUGCUUUCAAAUCCAUGUUUGGGAAAGAGGAUGCGCAACCAAAAUUGGAUACUAGUGACAAGCUGGAGCAACUAAGAGCAAAGAUGAAAGAAGUGCACAAGCUUUUCCAUAACCCAGAGACCACUGAAUUCAUCAUAGUAACAAUUCCCACGGUUAUGGCUGUAAGCGAGUCAUCUCGGUUGUGUGGGUCACUGAAGAAGGAUAAUGUUCCUGUGCAAAGGAUUAUUGUGAAUCAAGUAUUACCUCAAUCAUCAUCAAACUGCAACUUUUGCUCAAUGAAAAGGAAGGAUCAAUUGAGGGCCAUUGAUUUGAUAAAGAAUGAUCCUAUACUUAGUGAUCUGUCCAUGAUGGAAGCACCUUUAUUUGAUUUGGAGAUUAGAGGUGUUCCAGCUCUUAAGUACAUGGGAGACAUGAUUUGGAGAUGAAAUCAAACGCUAUAUCAGAUGUCCAGAAAACCAAACAUGAGGUUUGCUGACCUUUUAAAGAGAGAAAAUUUUCACAGGAAUUGUUCACGCUUUACUUUUGCAGGCUGCUUUAGGUAAUUAGAACAUUAACAACGAUCUUUUCAAAUUGUAUUGUCACCAUUUGAGUCAUGGUUAUGUUCAAUUUAUAUUCUGCGAGAUUUCCUGAAA